Molecule: messenger RNA, 933 nt
Organism: Symbiodinium necroappetens
Lineage: Eukaryota; Dinophyceae; Suessiales; Symbiodiniaceae
Source: the annotation of a GenBank genome assembly
AUGGCAGAUUUCGCUCAUCAUCAUGAUGGCCGAGUACUCCACGCAGGGCAUUCCCACGACAUGGAGGGCGUGGACAUCUCAGAAGGUGACCCCGGCUUUGCCAUGCUUCUCACCCUGCUCGCCGGCUUGGCUACGACGAUCGGCGCAUCAAUUGCUUUCUGUGCCAACACAGAGGACAACCGCGUGUUUGCGAUUUGCCUGAGCUUGUCGGCUGGGGUGAUGGCAUAUGUGUCCUUCUCCGAGAUUCUGGAUAUGACGAAGCAGAGCUUCAAGGAGGCCAACCUCACGGACAGGAGUGCCCUCACACUCGGGACACUGACGGUCUUCUCUGGGAUACUCCUCACUUGCUUACUAGAUUCGUUUAGUCACUGGCUAUGCAGCAAGAGGCAACCUGGCGAAAUUGUUAUAAGUGACGCCCCCGUGCCGCAAGCAGAUUCCGAAAAGCCUUUGCCCGAUGCCAAGUCCGAGCGGUUGAACAUGUUACAGAUGGCUGCAUUCUCAGGGAUUGCUGUCGCCUUGCACAACUUUCCCGAAGGCAUCGCAACCUUCGUUUCGACCAUGGGCGAUCCCAGCUUCGGACCAGCCAUGGCUUUCGCCAUUGCCAUGCACAACAUCCCCGAAGGCCUGGUUGUGGCAGCACCCAUCAAAAAGGCCACCGGCUCGAAGUGCAAGGCUUUUUUUUGGGCCUUCGUUUCCGGCCUCUCCGAACCACUAGGUGGGCUUCUGGGAUGGCUGGUCCUCAAGGACAUACUCGGGCCCAGAACCUAUGGCAUUUUUUAUGGUCUUACGGCCGGGAUCAUGAUCCACGUCACCUUCAAGAAACUGCUGCCGACUGCCCUGAAGUAUGACCCGGACAAUCGCUACACGUCCUACUCCUUCUUUAUCGGAAUGGCCGUUAUGGCGAUCUCCCUGAUAGCGUUCAGCUGGGCUUAA